Triticum aestivum (bread wheat) is the source of this 950-nucleotide messenger RNA. RefSeq lists its product as uncharacterized. The record is from RefSeq and is a predicted model, not a curated record. Bases 400 to 786 code for a protein of 128 amino acids. NCBI's taxonomy places the organism in Eukaryota, Viridiplantae, Streptophyta, Magnoliopsida, Poales, Poaceae. The transcript is spliced from 2 exons.
CAAACGAUCCAAACAAUACCCGCCCGUGUGCUUCGGCCCAGUAAAUCAGGCCCACAUGCCCGUUUGCAGCCCAACAAAUAAUGGCGCAACCACCAGAGCUAGCUGUGUUUGUUGUAGAAAAGCACGGGCUCUCCCUCUCCUCCCGAUCUCAGCCGCCACGAGGCGACCGACCCCGGCGACGCUCGAUCCGGUGCUGCACCGGCCGCCGGUCGACGCCGGCGAGGAUUUGUGCCCUCUCCCGACCCACGUCUCUCUCUCUCUCUCGCGAAAUAGGAUUGGGCGCCGCCGCCGUUUUCCUGGUUGAAGGUGGCCAGAGCGCCUGCACGGGAGGCCUUUGUCGAGCGAAGCCCUGGAUCACGCACGGCGUUCCCGCGGAGGGACAGGGCGGCGGAUUCGAGGAUGGGCGCGGCAGGCGGAGCUCUGUCCUCCUUUGUCCUCUCCCAUCGACCGCUGGAUCGAAGAAGCAUCAGCUCACCCCACCUCCAUCCUGUCUCCUCUCCUACAUCGGCCACACCACGCCGCGCCCGUGGAGCGGAGUCGCAGAAGCACGACGCCGACUGCGGCGGAGUGAGGAGAGCUCGUCCGGUCGUCUUGUCCCUCCAAGGCAGGAUCAGGCCCAACCUCCACGCCACCAGCUCCACCCCAUAUCUCUUGCCUUUCAGGGACCUGCUGUCGUUGCUUGAGCUUGUUGAGUUUGUUUUGGGAGCUCCUCUUCCUGGGGAAAAUCUGUUGGAAACCUUGAGCAAGCAUCUAAUGUUGGCUGUGUCAUCAAGCUUUGGCUUGUAACUGUGUAUUUCUCUCCUUCUCAUCUUCUUCUUUGAGGAGGUUUAUUUUCAGGGAGUCUUGACAGAUUUGGUAGAUGAUCUAAAUUUUCUUUAGAAUUUUAGAACCACUAUCCUUUUUAGUGUCGGUGUUCAAUUGAUUAUAGAUGAUAGUGACAUUUUGGACCA